GAAAUGCGCCUUGAAAUCUAUCUGUAGGGCGUGACAGAAAUAAAAUGGCUGUAACUACAGCACUAAUCGACAAUGUCAAGUGAUACAGUGGCACAGCACUUGAAUACUGUUAAAUAUAUUAAUAAUUUCUUAUAAAUUCAGCAUACAUAUUUUACCCACUCUAAUUCAUAAAUUUGUUGUAUCUAAUCAUGUUAAAUGACGUACCAAAAAAAUUGUUGCGAAGCUCGGAAACCACUGAGGCUGAUGUUCGUGAAGAUGAGGAACAAACAAAGAGGUUUCAAGACAUCAUCGACCUGCUUUCGGUAGCAGGGUAUUUUCGAGCUAGGAUAAAAGGUUUAUCGAAUUUUGAUAAGGUAAUCGGUGGGAUGACUUGGUGCAUAGAAUCUUGUAAUUUCGAUGUAGAUAUUGAUUUACUAUUUCGUGAAAAUCUGACGAUAGGUCAAAAAAUAUCUCUGACUGAAAAAAUAGUGGCCAUGUUACCUAAAAUGAAUUGUCCAUACCGAGUAGAACCGCAUCAAAUUCAAGGUUUAGAUUGUAUUCAUAUCUUCCCUGUUAUUCAAUGGCUGGUGAAACGGUCAAUGGAAACGCGAGAAGAAACAGCCGAUUUUGUCCGAUCGUUUGCUUUAAAUCAGUUUCAUAAAAGACAUUCCUUUUCGGAGGAUCCGGGUACAACGAAAGCGGCUAAAGAAAAUCUGAUAAAAAACAUUCACUUGGUGAAAAAAUCAUACGAACCCCGACGCCUUUUCAAGUAUAAAGGCGAUUCUGCCAGAGAUGAAUCUACUAAAUUUCUAGGCACUGUUUUAGAAUACGAAGCGCCUUUAUAUUCUAAAAACAUCACUGCAUCGUCGCCUGAAACUGCUUCGGCUAGCGAUUCUAAAGAAGAUAAAAGUACAAAAGAAUUAAAAGAGAAGGAAAACACCGAACAAGUAGCCGGAAACUUGACUGCCAUCGAGGAAAGUUCGGCACGUUUAAACGUAACCGCAGUAGGAAACAUUGUUGGUAUUCAAGCUCAAGAGAUUGCCAAAGCAGCGGAAAAGUAUGCAACGAUGUCGAUUUCUGAAACGGAGGAAAGUAAAGGUACUAACGCGGCAAUAAUCGCACUAGAGAAACAAAAAGCGGCACUCCAAAACAGAUUACGAAAAUUGACGAAAGAGAAAGAAGGCUUAACUGCUAAGCUUGCAGAAUCAACUGAAAAAUUGAACGAAUCUCGUGCGAAACGACAAGCUAUUGAGAGUUCGUUGAAGAAGGCGCAGGAAAUGGGAAUCAAUGAAAACGAUAGCAUUUACAAGCGUUUGGAAGAACUUCUUUUAGUUCACGAUGGUUUGAAGGAGCAGGAACAUAAUUUUCGGGAGCAGUGUAAAUCCGAUUUGAAUCUUCUGCGAGGUAAACUUCAAGAAACUGAAAGUGGUACUUCAGAAGAGGAAGAGGAUCGGUUGAAAGAGUACGAGGAACAGAAAGAAGCAGUUACGAAAGCCAGGUUGCAAUUAGCCAAGAAGAAUAGAGCUAUCGCUUCUUUAACCAGACAGCUCGACGAUGUUCCUGGUCGUUCCGAGCUUACUCAAUAUCAAAGACGAUUUAUGGAGCUGUAUAAUCAAGUUUCGGCCAAACAUAAAGAAACAAAACAAUAUUAUACAUUGUACAAUACACUUGAUGAUACGAAACUUUAUUUAAGCAAAGAGUUAUCCUUGUUAAAUUCCAUUCAAGAUAAUUAUAAUGAAGCAAUGGCAUCAGCAAGUGGCAAGGAACAAUUUCUUAAACAGUUCGAAGCGAUCGUUGGAGGCGUGAAGCGCAAUAAGGCGAAGGUGGAAAAACGAUGCGCGGACGAGAAAAAUAGAAGAGAUGCUCUUAGCCGGCAAUUGGUCACGCUGAUAGAGCAACAACGUAAAUACGUUGCUGCGGUCAGGCAACUUACUAUUGAAUGUCGUAAAAAUGAAGCCUUGCUCGCUCAACUACGUGGAAUGGAUGCAUCAUCCGACCGGAGUAAUUGCGCUCAACGUUAAGAGCAAGACUGCGAGGAACAACCGAGCUAGCGAUACAUAUUCGCGAGGAUGAGAUGGUUUUAUGAAAUUAAAGAAUGUGAUAUGACGUGGUACUGCUCCUUCCUCCCUGUUUGUUGUAAUAUUUCUAUCAGAAUAUCGCAUAAACUUAUUGAAUGA
Messenger RNA from Osmia bicornis bicornis, 2156 nucleotides. RefSeq names its product coiled-coil domain-containing protein 93 (gene fidipidine). NCBI's taxonomy places the organism in Eukaryota, Metazoa, Arthropoda, Insecta, Hymenoptera, Megachilidae. Bases 189 to 2000 code for a protein of 603 amino acids. The record is from RefSeq and is a predicted model, not a curated record. Gene Ontology annotation, biological process: Golgi to plasma membrane transport. The transcript is spliced from 15 exons.